CAGCCCGUCAGAGCCGGCGCCGCUGAAGCGGGAGGCGCUGAGCCGGGCUCGCUGGAACGUGGCGGCGCGGCGCUUCCCGCUCUGCUCCGGCUGCGGUGUCUGAGCCGCCGCGGGCGGGGUCGUGGCUGGCCUGGGCCGUGCUUGUGCGGAACUGCCGUUGACUCUGUGUGCUGCACGGGGCACGACGCAGCUAUCCUCCCCCAAGGUCUGGCUCCUGUAGAAAGACUCUCUUCCACAAACAUUUUCCUUUUACUGCAAUGGAGACUGAAAGUCUCAUGACUCUUUAUGAGGAUGACUCUGUAGAAGUGCACUAUACAGAUGGAUCCAGACUGCUUCUUUCCCCCUGUGGCUCUGAAUUCCUGUUUGAAAAGGCACUUCCUGACUCUGCCCAUCCUCUGCAGCCAGCUGAAAGGAUUCGCCAAAGGACUCAGUUUGUUAUUAGUACCUACCGAGAGCAACUCCUACGAGCACUAGAUUUCCGGAACCAGUUUUGUACUUCCUUGUAUUUACCUUCAAGUAUCAUACCUUCUGAAAGGAAAAAUAUUCUUCUCUCUGAUAUCUCAGAAAUCAAUUGGCCGAGCCCCAAUGCUACUGAUGCAGCAGAAUGUAUGGAUAAUGGCAGUGUAACAAUCUCAUCCUUAGAUGGUCAUGCUUAUCUCUGCAUGUCAGAACUGCAACAAGAAUUUACAGUGCAGUUUUUAUGCAAAGUAAGCCAAAAGUAUGCAGUGUCUUCAUCUUUCUCUGAAAAAAACAGCAAUAAUGAAAACAAAGGUCAGCAUGGAAAAUCAAGCCGAAGUUUUAUCUCAGAAAUGUUUCCUAAACAGAUGAGAAUGGAGAAUAAGAAAGAGGAACGUUGCUGGACUGUAAACAAAUACAGGGAACUGGACAAAUCAAAGGACUAUUUAAACCAAAUAAAGGGACAAGAUGAGGCCCCAUUGUCUCUUACAUGCUGUUCAUCUGAAUACAUGUGGGUUAUGCAGCGCUGGUCUGUUUCCUCAUAUCCAGAAGAAUGGAAAUACCCUUUGUCCUUGGCAUUAAUGUUCUGUCAGUUGCACACUGAUAACAUACAUAAAACAUAUGUGAAGAAUAAAUGCACUAGAGAUAGAACUGUGGGAUCUGAUGUUUUAAAGCAAAGUGAAAAAACAAAGGCAGUUUCUCAUCUGCCUAGAGCUUUGCCACUCAGCUGUAGUGCACCACAUCUACACAGAUGGAGUUUCUGUGACUUCUUUCUACAGAGGAAGCAAGACAGUGAACAUAAUUCACACUCUCUACUUAUAAAAAUUGUUUGGUGCCAGGGUAUUGUUUACAGGCUUAUCCAUGAUAUUGAAAACUUUAUAGAAAUUUAUCCUGGAGACGGAUCAGUUUUCAAGUCAGAAGGAGCAUUUUUGGGAAACUAUUUUACACAUUAUUCAGUUCACAAAGAAACAAGACAGAGAGAAGAAAACAUGUAUUCAGCAAACAGUCUGCCUCCGGAUACACCAGAAAGUCCAUACUCCAUCUGUUCCAUUAUUACCCAGGCAACCAGAAUUCUCCAGUACUGUUACAAGACUAAACUUUCAUUAACCCAUAAUUACAGUAUCUGCUGCUGGAGAAUGAUACCAGGGACAGAUGGAAGAGAAAUGCUGCCAGUUCCGUUGCAUGAAACAGUUAUUCCCAAUGUGGGAAGACUUGUUGCAUAUUCAGAUAAUAAAGUCCACGCUCUGUUUUGUGAUGGGAUGACCCUGAAUAUGGUUUGGGAUUUCAGCUCUUGUUGUGGAAGAACACAGAUAAAUCAAGGUGCUACCACAGGAUGGUGUAAAGUAAUCUGUCCUGAUGGGGCACAGCAGCUAAUCCAGAUAAAUCAUCCUGGACUCUAUGAAAGAUACAUUGAAACAGUAGUAGCAUGGUGCAGAAGUUUGAAUGAUGAGGAGGGAGAGACUCUUCCUGCAACUGAGAGAAACUGGUCUGUGGUUGCUGAACUUGAGAAAAUACAUAGAUUUAACUCUUUUGACACGGUCUCCCACAGUAUUCUUGUCAGCAAGUUAAAGAAGUAUGGGCUGGAUGAAUGCACUAUAAGGUGGGUAGAAAGUUGGCAAGAUUGUCGGGCUCAACGGGUAGUGAUCAAUGGCUCCAUGUCUAGUUGGCAGCCGGUGUCAAGUGGAGUGCCCCAGGGGUCGGUCCUGGGGCCGGUUUUGUUCAAUAUCUUCAUAAAUGAUCUGGAGGAUGGUGUGGAUUGCACUCUCAGCAAAUUUUCAGAUGAUACUAAACUAGGAGGAGUGGUAGAUACGCUGGAGGGCAGGGAUAGGAUACAGAGGGACCUAGACAAAUUGGAGGAUUGGGCCAAAAGAAAUCUGAUGAGGUUCAAUAAGGAUAAGUGCAGUGUCAUGCACUUAGGACGGAAGAACCCAAUGCACCGCUACAGACUAGGGACCGAAUGGCUAGGCAGCAGUUCUGCGGAAAAGGACCUAGGGUGACAGUGGACAAGAAGCUGGAUAUGAGUCAGCAGUGUGCCCUUGUUGCCAAGAAGGCCAAUGGCAUUUUGGGAUGUAUAAGUAGGGGCAUAGCGAGCAGAUCGAGGGACGUGAUUGUCCCCCUCUAUUCGACAUUGGUGAGGCCUCAUCUGGAGUACUGUGUCCAGUUUUGGGCCCCGCACUACAAGAAGGAUGUGGAUAAAUUGGAAAGAGUCCAGCGAUGGGCAACAAAAAUGAUUAGGGUACUGGAACACAUGACUUAUGAGGAGAGGCUGAGGGAACUGGGAUUAUUUAGUCUGCAGAAGAAAAGAAUGAGGGGGGAUUUGAUAGCUGCUUUUAACUACCUGAGAGGUGGUUCCAGAGAGGAUGGUUCUAGACUAUUCUCAGUGGUAGAAGAGGACAGGACAAGGAGUAAUGGUCUCAGGUUGCAGUGAGGGAGGUUUAGGUUGGAUAUUAGGAAAAACUUUUUCACUAGGAGGGUGGUGAAACACUGGAAUGCGUUACCUAGGGAGGGGUAGAAUCUCCUUCCUUAGAAGUUUUUAAGGUCAGGCUUGACAGCGCCCUGGCUGGGAUGAUUUAAUUGAGGAUUGGUCCUGCUUUGAGCAGGGGGUUGGACUAGAUGACCUCCUGAGGUCCCUUCCAACCCUGAUAUUCUAUGAUACUUUACAGGAUUAUUCCCUCCAGGAUAUUCUCCGCUGCUUUAACUAGUCUUGUGUUAAAUUACUAAUGAAAAGAAGCUUGUACUACCAAUUAUUUCCAAAACCCACAACACUCCAAUAAUUAAUAAAACACUCUUAACCUGCUUGUUAAUACUGAAAAUUGUUUGUUUUUUUAGCAUUGAUACUUUGGAGCAUAAUGGUGGAGGUGUGUGUAAUCUUCCUGAAAAGGCAUUUGGGAGUCCCUGUCAUGCCCUAUGAAUCAACCUGCAACCAACUUUAGUAUUAGUUUAAUUUCAAGAAAGAAAAAAAAAACCCUUAACUUCGAAAUAUUAAACCUGGUGCUUGAAGUUUUUUUUUUAAACUAAUAGUGCUCAUCUGUAGAUGAUGUAAAGAAACUGGAAAAGAUCCAGAGGUGAGUGACAAAGCUCAAAGAGAGAGAAUGUAAGCCAUAUGACUAAAGGCAGAAGGAACUGGGUAUGUUGAGUUUGAAAAAAAAGGAGAUGAAGAGGGGACAAGAUAUCAGUCUUUAAAUACUUUAAAAGGCUGCCAUAAAUAAGAUGGAGAAAAAUUGUUCACUCUUGUUACAGAAUGCAGGCUCAGAGGCAAUAGGUUCAAACUGCAUCAUAGCAGAUUUAGAUUUUCUGCGUGGACUCCUCCUAACGGUCAAAAUGACAGACUGGACUUCUACAAAGAGUGCUUCCACAGACAUGCACAGGCUGAAAGCGUGAACAAACAGCAUCACUUGCCCCAUAACCUCAGCCAUACAGAACGCAAUGCCAUCCACAGGCUCAGAAACAACUCUGACAUUAUAAUCAAAGGGGCUGACAAAGGAGGUGCUGUAGUCAUAAUGAACAGGUCAGAUUAUGAACAGGAGGCUGCCAGGCAACUCUCCAACACCACAUUCUACAGGCCACUAUCCUCUGACCCCACUGAGGAGUAGCAAAAGUAACUACACCAUCUGCUCAAGAAACUCCCUGCUACGGCACGGGAACAAAUCUACACGGACACAACCCCGGAGCCCCGACCAUGGGUAUUAUAUCCGCUACCCAAGAUCCAUAAACCUGGAAACCCUGGAUGCCCCAUCAUCUCGGCAUCGGCACUCCUACAGCAGGAUUAUCUGGCUAUUUGGACUCUCCUCAGACCCUAUGCUACUAGCACUCCUAGCUAUCUUUGAGACACCACCAACUUUCUGAGGAAAGUACAAUGCAUUGGUGAGCUUCCUGAAAACACCAUCCUGGCCACCAUGGAUGUAGAAGCUCUUUUAUACCAAUA
Messenger RNA from Caretta caretta (loggerhead turtle), 4381 nucleotides. It is a transcript of the gene C5H5orf34, whose product is annotated as chromosome 5 C5orf34 homolog. NCBI's taxonomy places the organism in Eukaryota, Metazoa, Chordata, Testudines, Cheloniidae. The record is from RefSeq and is a predicted model, not a curated record.